CCCCGGCUGCACGCGGCCUCCGGGGCGGCCGCCGCCCGGCUGCUCAAGCCCGAGCUGCAGGUGUGCGUGUUUUGCCGGAACAACAAGGAGGCGGUGGCGCUCUACACCACCCACAUCCUGAAGGGACCCGACGGGCGAGUGCUGUGCCCGGUGCUGCGCCGCUACACGUGUCCCCUGUGCGGUGCCAGCGGCGACAACGCGCACACCAUCAAGUACUGCCCGCUCUCCAAAGUGCCGCCGCCCGCCGCCCGGCCGGCCCCGCGCUGCCCCAGGGACGGCCUGCCCGGCAAGAAGCUGCGCUGAGCCCGGCCCGCCCCCGCCGGGGUCGCGGCCCGCCCACUCUCCUUUUUGGGUCUGCGCACCGUCUCUUCCUGUUGGGGGAGGGCGUGGAGCUCAGUCCUCGGUUCUCCUUGGGAUGUCGUCUUGGUGUUUUGGUUGUUUUUUUUUCAAAGCAAGCCGGCCAUUCGGAGUUCUGUGGUUGAGACAAGACGCUAAAAUCUUGAUUUAUCUCUAGUUUCUAGUCUGUGCACAUCCGGACGGUGAAGGCUGUGUGUAUCCCACUAACGGAAACGUGGCAACUUAGAGGCGCUAUUUAUUUACUCUAUACUUCGACCUAUUUUAGAUGCGCAUCGGUAUGAAAUUGUCUCAGUCUAAUCUUGGGUGUUUAAUUGUAUUAAUGGAGGCACUUUACUAGGUCUAGAAUAUUUUUUUAAAAGCCUCUUUAUUGAACUUAAAACUGGCGAUUUUAUGGAAUGUCGGCAAAAUGACUUUUAUUGUUUGAAACAGUAUUUAGUUGUCCUUACUCAGUUACUCUAAUUCCAGGUGAAGCGAGCCCCUGGUAGAGUCCGUUUGGAGAAGGGAAGGUUUAGUAAACUUUCCGGUAUUACUUUGUGUGGGCAUUCCCUCCGUGUGGCUUGUUUCUGUCCUAGCGGGAGGUGUAAAAACGCACCGUCUGUAGCAGGUAGAGCACAGCUCCUUAUUCUCUUAUGUACCAGGUCUUUUAUUACUUCAGUAGCAACUAACAUUUCCCACCUUUAAAAAAAUGUGCCGCUAUAAAUCAUGUUGUGUAUACACUUGGAAAUGGUGCUGUUAAAAGAAAUUGACUUGUGUAUUUAUACAGUAACAGUAUAUGAAUUCAUUACUCUUA
Molecule: messenger RNA, 1147 nt
Organism: Myotis lucifugus (little brown bat)
Lineage: Eukaryota; Metazoa; Chordata; Mammalia; Chiroptera; Vespertilionidae
Gene: NANOS1
Product: nanos C2HC-type zinc finger 1
Exons: 1
Biological process (GO): oogenesis; negative regulation of translation
Cellular component (GO): perinuclear region of cytoplasm
Molecular function (GO): zinc ion binding; mRNA binding
Source: RefSeq, a predicted model, not a curated record